AUGGCGUCGUCAUCGGAAGAGUAUCAAUCGAAAGAAACUAGAACGGUAUCGGACGUCGUUGUGUUAUCGACGUCGAAAGGAGGAGCGAAAGAUGCGUCGAACGAGACCACUUCGGAACCGCUUGUUCCGGUGAACGUUGAAUGAUCAUACGCAAUCAUAAAACAUCAGUUGAUUAAGAAAACUUCAAAUGCGACAACAAUGAAUCUCGAUCUUCGAAAUCGGAUGGCCAGUGUGACCAGUCUAGCACUGGAGAACAUUGGUCUUGACACGGAAAUGGAGGGACCUACGUGGACAUCCAAAUGGGAGGCUAUCGCGGCGACUCUCUCGUUCGUCAUCUGCUCCAAUAACUUUUGGUUCUUCCCGUUUUUGUGUGGCUACUACGGUGGCUGGUUUCCCUAUCAGUUCACUCUUUGUUUUAUAUUCAUCGCUGUUCCGUUACUUUACAUGGAAAUGGCUCUCGGACAGUAUGCUUCCGCUUCCCCUCUCUCUGUCUUCUCAAGAAUGGCACCCGCCAUGGCCGGACUAUCAGCUGGAAUGUGCUUCAUUCUGGUUUUCCGGUUAGUAAAAAAGUCACAACAAAGUUAGAAUGCAUCUCCUUCUCAUUCAGAACUAUCAGUCUUUCGGUUUGGGGCAUUUACGAUUUCACAAUCACCGCGUAUUCUACUCAAUCUGCAUGGACCACGCCUCCGUGGCACGAAUGCCCGCAGAACGACCGCUAUUGCAUCGACUACAAGCUCGCUGAGAAUUGCACAUGGGCUCGGCCAGGAACCAGUCAAAAGUGCGAUCAUUAUCAGGAGGUUCUGAUUUCCACUCGUGGAAUCACACAGAGAAAGUCACCGUUUAUGACGUUCAUCCAAGGACUUAUGUACAAAGUGAGUCAAGACAGGAACAAGGUUAUGAUUCGCCACUUUUCAGAGAAGUAUAAUUUCUUCUGACUGGGCGCCACCGAGUUACAUGGCAGCUGCAUGCUCCAUCGUUCUCUGGACAAUUGUCGGAGUGGUCUCUAUCGGCGGUUCAAAAGUUCUCGGGAGAACUGGAAUUGUGGCUCUUUCGCUUCUGCUCAUCGGCAGCAUAUCGCUCCUUUCGUAUGGAAUUUCAUUCGACGAUACUAUCGAUGUCCUGAAGACGUUCUUCUACGAACCAGAAGCCCAUCCGGACAAAUGGAUGUGGGUAUGGUCCUGGGCUGAUGCUGCCGCCCACGCACUCCGAUCAUUGAAGUGAGGAGUUUCCAAGUAUAAAAAAUCAUCGUGAAUUACAGCGUUGGAUGUGGAGGCAUUCAGAAAUUCGCGUCGCUCAAUAAAUUCCAUAAUAAGAUCCACAGAGACGUGCUCGCUAUCAGCAUAAUUUCGUACAUUCUUUACAUUUGCGGAGGACUUUUUUCCUUUAUGUUUAUGGCAGAAAUUGGAAGAUUUUACUAUCCGGACUUGGCAGCAAGGGAGAGAAUUCAAUUGUAUACAUCGCCAGUGCUCAUAGAAGUUGUCAUUUCGGAAGUGGGUUUAAUUAAACUUAAAAAGACAUUGAAGAUUUCAGAUUCUGACGAAUGUCCGUCUCGGUUCAUUUUGGGUCUUUCUCUUUUGGAUCACUUUAUUGAUCAGCUCAAUUCAAGGAGUUUCCUGCUACAUUUGGGUAAAAACAUACGUUCACAGUUGGAUGAAUUCUAUUAUGUUUUCAGGUCAUAAGUUCUAUGAUCGUUGAAAGAAUAAACGGAAGUCGGCGGAAAUACGGAGAGUCGCUGGCGAGCUGGCACAAAAGGGCAAGAGUACUCGGAAUCAUGUGCCUCACCGGAUUAGUCUCAAGUUUGCCAUUCAUGGGAAACGGUCGGAUUAAUGACUAGUUAGAAAUGAAACUGACGGAAAAUGCAGGUGGAAUCAACGUAAUGAGCAGUUUCGAAAACUUCUCAUCCUAUGGAACCCUCUUCAUUGCUUUUGUGGAAAUCAUCACUGUUUCCUACGUGUACGGAUUCAAACGUUUCUCUGUGUACGUCGAAAAUACAGAGAUGCUUGAAAUGACAGUGAAUUUCAGAAACAUCCGUGCAAUGAUCGGCGGACGCGGCCCUCCGAACGUCUUCUGGUGGCUCAAUUGGCUCGUUGUCAGCCCUUUGCUUCUACUAAUUGUUUUCGGAUGCGUCGUCGCGACAUUCGGUAAUCGGAAGGCGUUCACACAUGACUCUUACGUCACCGAGGCCAUGGGAUGGUCUCUUCUUCUUAUGCCCGUCAUUUUUGUCCUGUUCUAUUUCAUCAGAGAAGAUUACGACCGGAGAAGAAACAUGGAGCCGUUUGGAGUGAGCGGAAUAGCAAAAUAUGUCUCCGAACGGGAACAAUUGUAGGUGAUGCUGCGUGCAACUGGAGACUGGGGCCCUAUGAAUGGAGAGGACCGACGGAAAGCGCUCAAAUUCGAAAGGAAACUCCGAGUGCGCUACUGA
This is a messenger RNA of Caenorhabditis sp. 36 PRJEB53466, 2422 nucleotides long. The record is from the annotation of a GenBank genome assembly. Lineage: Eukaryota; Metazoa; Nematoda; Chromadorea; Rhabditida; Rhabditidae.